AAUAAUUAACUAGAGUUCUCUGGACUUUAUCUUAAAAUCUCACUUCUCUCAACUCACUCAGUCGUUGCUGCUUUCCAAGACAAAAUUUCAGCCAUGGGACAAGGCGAGGAAUCGAAGACCAAAACUGAAUCCAACGUUCAAGUUCAGGAAAGAGGUGAAAUAUUCUUCUUUUACCGACCAAAAGUUGGCAAACAAGAAGCACAUAACCCCAACGAUGUCCAACGCUUAUACAUCGUACUCCGUCCUGAAUCAGGCGAACAUUCCAUCGAAGUCAAACAAGAUCCUCAUUCCGGCAAAGAAGGUAAAGAACUCGGUUCCCACAUAGACCCUGAAAAACCCAACCGUGACAUUUCCUCCGAUAAGGAGAAUUCGGGCGCUGAAGGAGGAAAUGGUAAGCAAGAAGUUAAUAUUGAAAAAGAACCUUUGCUUCGAUUCAUUGUAAUGGGGAGGAAAAGUCUACCUGAUCCUAGUAAGAAAACAGGGCACCGUCCUUACUGGGGUUUCGUCGAAAUGGUAACGACGAAAAUCGACGAUGUAAAAGCAGCUCUAAAGGGUGAAGAAUACGACACCUCAACUAGAGGACACCGUGUAGUUGCCCCAGCUAGAGCUGUAGGAGAAGGAAUUUAUCGAAUAUUGAAGCAUAAUCCAAAGAAGAGAGUGCAUACUCAUUUGGUUUACAAGCUUGAAUUUCCAGCUGAGGAUGAGAAAAAUGAACCUCAGGAGGAGUUGAACAUAAAGAGAGAAGGGUCAUUUCUGAUUCAAAUCAAGAACCCGGAACAACAUGGAAGUGGAUCGCAGUUUAGGGGGCUGCAAAAUAAGAGGAAAGCGACAUUUCCAGCACAUUUGCAAGGUGAAUUUGGGCACUUGAGGUAUCAUCCAGCGGACCCACCGGAUUUUUUGAACUAUGAAGGAUGUGAGUUUUUGCUGAUAUCUGCUUCUAAUGAUAUAAAAGAGGAGUUGGGAUUGGAACUGAAGACGGAAACUGAAGGAGAUGAAGAAGCAGAGCAUGAACAUGAACAUCAUCCGUCUUGUUCGGAUUUGGUCAGGACUUUUGGUGAAACUACUUCAAUUCGUCCUCUUCUGAGAGGCACUUGGGUUUGAAACUUGGAAGUCUUAGCUUAGACUAAUUAUGUAGUAUAAGUUUUUAGAUGUAGAAGGGUACUCCGUAAAUGUUAGGACUUCUGUAGUAGUAGUUAGUAACACCCUCCCUAAACUUUAAUUUUGCGUCGCUGUAAAUUAGAACCUUUAACAAGUUAAUUCCAUGCGAUUACUAUUUUGUGUUCA
Molecule: messenger RNA, 1284 nt
Organism: Lycium ferocissimum
Lineage: Eukaryota; Viridiplantae; Streptophyta; Magnoliopsida; Solanales; Solanaceae
Exons: 2
Coding region: 94-1101 (335 amino acids)
Source: RefSeq, a predicted model, not a curated record